AUGCUCAUUGCCCCGAAAGCAUUGCAGGAAUGUGCUAAUGCAGUAACGAACUUUCUUUCUCCUAAAGUGCUUAACACGGCGCAAUGUCAUGACAGUUCAAACUCGUCUAUGGAAAGAAGUAUAGCGGUACAACCUGAAGGAAUUGAACUAGGAUUCGAUAUCUCUGUAACCGAAUAUCUGGGCUUGGAGGAUAUAAACAUGAGACUAAGGCGUCGAGAACCUCAAAAAAUCGACGCUAUCGAAGCUGGUUUCGAGCCUGAACCAUUAGUACCCCGAUGUCAUUCUACACACUCACUUUCCUACAACAAUUCACAGUUCCAGCCAUCCGAAUUAUCUGGCGUAGAUAACCGAGAUGGGGCUAGAGAAUAUGCUACUCCUCUAGCUGUAGUUGGGCCUCGACGGGUACGAUGUCGUGCGAUGGGUAGUUCAUCAGAGGUGAAUGACAUGCAGGAUUUGAGAAGAAGCGAGAAUAGACGUACCAGUCUACAGAUGUUGAAUGCGGCACAUCUAGGAUACAACGGCUCCAGUCAGUUUUCCGUCAACCAGGAGAUGGCUCAUAGGCCUCCACUAACUCCACAAAGUCAUCGUAGAAGUAUUCAACAUGUGGAUCGAGGAAAUUUCAACGAAUCAUUCAGAAUUGACAGCACCGUUGUUACGAGCACGCCUGUUGGUAAAAAGGUUGCUGUAGCUCCUAUACCUCAUAAACAAAGAAAUCAUAGCUACCGAGAAGAUCAAGGGAGACAACUUCAUUCUACCCAUGAUUCAUCUAGACACCAUGUAAUGUAUUCCAACGAACGCUUAGUUGACGGUCCUCCAUCUCGAGUUGCCAGCUUGGAGCAAAGAGUUAAAGAGUUAGAAGCUGCUGUUAUCAGUAACGGCACCUCCGUCGUCAUUCCAGUGACUCCUACUCUCCCAUCUAAACAUGGACAUAACCGAAGUUCUAAUGCGCCUUCCACACAACUCAUUUUCUCUUCGCCUACACCUGUCACACAACAGAUAAUGGCUAAGAACAUAGUUGAAAAAGAAGUAGAAAUUGAACGUCUUCAGGCCCAGUUACGUAAAGCUUAUGAUCAAAUGGAGAUACAACAGAGAGAGUAUGAUGAGAAAUUGCGCCGGUUUAAACGUGAUUCGGAUUCUUCAAAAGAAGAAUUGCGACACGUUAUGAAUAAAUUGAACUGUUUGGAUCAAGAAUAUAUUAAAUAUCGGGAGCAAGCUGCGCUUAUGGCCGAUAUGCCUUCUGAAGCUUUGGAUGAGCUCAACCUUAAAUUGAAUGAGCAAGAAAAGAAGAUGUCCAAGCUUCGAGAAGAAAAAGAAAAUAUUGAGAGACAGUGCUCUAAGCUACAGAGAGAAUUAGAGUAUUUAGAAUUACAAAAUUCUACCCUGAACAAAGACCUUGACUGCAAAGAAGACAGUCUAAAGAGAAUGGAACAGAAUCUUGUGACUUUGCAAAAGGAAGCAUCUAUGUAUCAUCAAUCCUGUUCCUCCGGAUCAACACCUUUAGCGGAAGAUACGGAAUCUUUGGUUGACGUCCGCUCUCCUUAUUAUGCGCAAACGAAACCGUAUACAAAAGCACACUCCACGCUAGGAACUAAUAUGAGCCCUCUUCCCACGCAGAAGAGCAAUCUCAGAAAAAGUCUUUCGAAUUUCACUAUCGAUGCAACAAAGAAAGACGACAUCACUCCAGCUAUGAGUCAAAGUCUCCGUUGUCAACAAAAGAAGUUGGCAGAUACUAGAGUGCUCACAAAAUGCCUGAGGGAUGUGUUAUCGGAAUGUGCUAGUGGAAAAGCUCCUGAUGUCCGCAAAUUCUUAGGCAUUCGUGGCGAUUCUAUGUCCGAAAGUGAAGCUGAAACCAUUGAAUUCGAUUCAACACCUCUAUCAAUGGCAUCUGCCGAACGAAUGAUUAUGAAACAAGAGGAAUCUAUCAAAAAGUUGGAGCAAGACAUGGAGCAUAUGCGCUUCCUCAUUCACGAAGUAUAUUGCUCAAAGGUUGAAGAGAAAGGAGAAAAUCCAUGUGCCAUUCAAUAG
Messenger RNA from Auanema sp. JU1783, 2025 nucleotides. The record is from the annotation of a GenBank genome assembly. NCBI's taxonomy places the organism in Eukaryota, Metazoa, Nematoda, Chromadorea, Rhabditida, Rhabditidae.